GCGGCUACAUAGUUGAUUAGCGGCUGCGUGGCUCCUCCUCUUCCUUUUCGCGAGCUGCGAGUUAGACAAGAUGGGUCACCAGCAGUUGUACUGGAGCCAUCCAAGGAAAUUUGGCCAAGGAUCCCGCUCCUGCCGUGUAUGCUCAAACAGACAUGGACUGAUCCGGAAAUAUGGAUUGAACAUGUGCCGUCAGUGCUUCCGACAGUAUGCUAAGGAUAUUGGCUUUGUAAAGCUUGACUAAACAUCAUUGAUCUGGCAAGAUGGAAUAAAAUUAAUGGAAGACCAUACACAACCAUUUGGCACCAUUCGGAACUUCUGAAAACAUCACUGUUUUGUAUAUAAAUAAAAAUGGUGUAGCCUUCAAAAA
This is a messenger RNA of Bombina bombina (fire-bellied toad), 367 nucleotides long. It is a transcript of the gene RPS29, whose product is annotated as ribosomal protein S29. The record is from RefSeq and is a predicted model, not a curated record. Gene Ontology annotation, molecular function: structural constituent of ribosome; zinc ion binding. The transcript has 3 exons. Gene Ontology annotation, biological process: translation. The coding region runs from base 71 to 241 and encodes 56 amino acids. Gene Ontology annotation, cellular component: cytosolic small ribosomal subunit; ribosome. NCBI's taxonomy places the organism in Eukaryota, Metazoa, Chordata, Amphibia, Anura, Bombinatoridae.